AUGGAAACGUUGCUGCAGCAGCUGACGCGUGGAAAUGUACUCUUUUUUAUUAUAAUUGUGGGAUUUGGAGGAAGUUUUCAAACUGGCUACCACAUCACCGGCUUAAACUCUCCCUCACCGUACAUAAAAAGCUUCAUCAACAGCAGCUGGUCCGACAGGUACCAAAAGCCACCACCUACAAAGACGGCGACGAUAAUCUGGUCUCUUAUGGUCUCCAUGUUUGCUGUUGGUGGGCUCUGCGGGGCUCUGAGCAUCAACUUAUUCUCAGGGAGGCUGGGAAGAAAAAGGGCCAUGAUAUACAACAGCAUGAUCUCCAUCAUUGCUGGGGGGAUCGUGCUGGCGAGUAAAGCGGUCGGGUCUUAUGAAAUGGUCAUCGUGGCGAGGAGUCUGUAUGGGUUCUCUUCAGGCGUGGGACUAAGCCUUCACCUAAUGUACGUUGGUGAGAGCUCACCCCGAAAUAUACGAGGCAGAGUGACCCUGACGGUGGCGACCUUUUUGUCUCUUGGCAAAUUGUCUGGGCAGUUUUUUGGAUUAACGGAGCUCUUCGGUCGUGAGGAGCGGUGGCACAUCGGCCUCUGUGUCCCGGCAUUUUUCUCAGCGCUUCAGGUUGUGGUGUUGCCCUUUCUUCCUGAUGCUCCCAGAUACUUAUACAUAGAGAAAGGUGAUGAUGAAGCCUGCAGAAAAGCUCUCCAGACUCUGUGGGGCAAAGGCGACUACCGGCAGGAGAUGGACGACAUGUUGGCCGAGCAGGCGGCCGUGAAGGCGGCGCCGCCGAAGAGUCCGCUGCAGCUGCUCAGAGAUGGGAGCGUGCGAUGGCAGCUCGUCACCAUGGGCGUCAUCUACAGCUGCAACAUCCUGUCAGGCAUGCCUGCGAUCAGCGUUUUCUCUUUUGACAUCUUCCUGGAGGCAGGUAUACCGAGAGACAAGAUCCCCUACAUCAUCGUUGGUCUCGGACUCUUUGAAAUCUCCUCCUCAGUUGUCUCUGGUUUCAUGGUGGACCAUACGGGACGGAGGCCGUUGUUGUGCGUGGGUUACGGUGUCUUGUCUGCCCUCUGUGUGUCGGUCACAGUCACACUGAACCUGAAGGACGCCAGCUACUGGGUUCCUUAUGUCACUGCCGGUUUGAUUGUCCUCUUCAUCAUCAGCUUUUGCGGAGGACCUGCGGGAGCCACAGCAACCCUCAACAGUGAGAUAUUCAUCCAGUCCCAUCGAACUACCGCGCUGGUCCUGGUAGGAAUGCUGCGCUGGACCAUGUUUGUCUUUCUGGGCCUAACCUUUCCAUUCCUCAUUAACGCCCUCAACGCUUACUGCUUCGUGCUGUUUUCCUGCAUGUGUCUGCUGGGUUGUCUCUACACCUUCUUUGUUCUGCCUGAAACUAAAGGCAAGACCCUUCUGGAGAUUUCAGAGGAAUUUAAAAAUAUCACCAUCUGUCAGAAAUCCGUCUCAGAGGAAGUAACGGAGAGCAAAUUGUGAAGCUGCACAGAUUCAACAGCACACAUCUCAUCAUCAGAUUCAUCUCACUUCAAGCCCAAGAUGAUUGAAACAAGCUGUAAAACUCAGCCCAGAUGUCUGUUCCUCGGUCGGUGCCAGGUUGCCCUCCAGGUUAUCCAUACCUGACACCCAUUUAACUGCACCUGUGGCUGUAAUGUUUUUGUCACCAAGAGGUCAGCGGCUCCAUUCCAGCCGCUCUGCAGCAAUAAAUCAUCCGGGUUCUGCUUUGUGUUCUUUGACCACUGCAGGGAAUAAAAUUAAUGGAAACUGUCCCACAAAAUCACACGUCAUCUUUUUCUUUUCUCUGCAUCCCAACCUGUUGACUGAGGUUGAAGACAUGAUGGUGACCUUGCUAUUAAUCAGCACAACAGUACUUUGCUGAAGUACUGCAGCUACAAGUAUAAUUAUUGCCUAAAUGCUUCUGUGAUUCAGCCUGAAUUAUUUCUACAUGUACUUGUACAUGUACAUGUUUUUUCCCUUUGUGUUCCUAGCAUCAUUAGUGUAAUGUCAGUUCCAGCCUGUUGCUCCCAUUCCUGCUUGGAAUUGCUACCUGUGUUGAAUAAUAUACACAUAUAUAAGAUAGGUCAAUCCCUACUGCAGGACGUCCCAGGGACAAUAAAGCUAUUUAAGGAUUUAUAUUCUCCCCUGGAGUUACUAAAGUCUAAACUCUGGUCUCCCUCUAAAGUAAAACAUCAACACACCCCCUCGAGA
Messenger RNA from Betta splendens (Siamese fighting fish), 2202 nucleotides. RefSeq names its product solute carrier family 2 member 9, like 1 (gene slc2a9l1). Gene Ontology annotation, cellular component: membrane. The record is from RefSeq and is a predicted model, not a curated record. Gene Ontology annotation, biological process: monosaccharide transmembrane transport. Bases 1 to 1473 code for a protein of 490 amino acids. The transcript is spliced from 12 exons. NCBI's taxonomy places the organism in Eukaryota, Metazoa, Chordata, Actinopteri, Anabantiformes, Osphronemidae. Gene Ontology annotation, molecular function: hexose transmembrane transporter activity.